Verticillium alfalfae VaMs.102 is the source of this 300-nucleotide messenger RNA. RefSeq lists its product with no specific name. The record is from RefSeq and is a predicted model, not a curated record. Lineage: Eukaryota; Fungi; Ascomycota; Sordariomycetes; Glomerellales; Plectosphaerellaceae. Bases 1 to 300 code for a protein of 99 amino acids. The transcript has a single exon.
AUGGAGAGGACGAGGGCCGGGUGGGCUUCGGCGGCGAGGGCGUCGGCGAGGGAGCGGACGAGGGUCGUCUUGCCGACGCCCUGGACGCCGUUGAGGCCGAUGAGGAAGGGGCGCGCCUUGUCGGGGCCCUCGGCGGCGAGGUGGUCGGCGAGGUGCUCGAGGAUGAAGGGGAUGCAGAUCGGGGACUUGUCGUCGAGAAUGGCCGCCAUGGUGGGGUUGAUUCUUACCGUCUGGCAGAACAGUCGUCUACAGGUGGGGUGUGCACGGGAGGACUGGGAGUCUUUUCGAACUUGCGAGUAG